AUGGAAUUCCGUCAGUUAGUUUCAAAGCUCAGCAAAUUGGAGAAAAAUAAGAGAUUCUUCAAUAUGGAUAUUGAGAAAUUGCGUGUGAGAUUGUUAAACCAAUACGUACUGGAAUUGCCACUGCCAGAUGAUGGAGACAACAACACUUAUUUCAUCGUCAAGGGCCUCAGGAAUUAUCUUAAAUCGAGAGCAAGAAUUGAUCAAAAUAUCAGUUACCUAACCGAAGACCUUCUCCAGAAGGUAAUGUUCUCAAAAAAUCUACUUUGCAUUGCUACAAUGCAAGGUGUUGACCAGAUGCAGCUGAUAGAUCUCUUGACUCACUAUACAUUCCUAGUCGUCAAUGCCGAAUGCCUGAGAAAAGUAUAUUGGUCUAUUUAUUUUGAAGGAAAGGUGUUCAGUGACAUCCAAUUUGAAAUUUCUCAACUGCAACGCAAGAUUGAGCUUGUUGAUCCCCAAUUUCGUGCAACUUCUGUGCGCGUCAUGAAAGCUUUGCUGAAAGCUUCAAAAGCACUACCAAAGUCACCACUCACUUUUGCUCCUGAGAAGAACAAGUAUAUAGUGGAAGAAUUUGUUGAUUCUCUCCUUGGUGCUCUUAGGCAGAUACUAGAAUGUCAUGCCACUUUUAAAGUUCCUGUGCAGGAUCAUAUGCUGAAACUCCAUCAGGGAAUAAAAUUCAUCAGUAUCCUUCUCUUUGUGAAGCAAGAGGAGUUCUAUGCGCUACCUGACAAAGUGAAGGAUCGUAUUGGAGUUGUGAUCAUUGAUUUAGGAAUUUUAAUUUGCUCCCUUUCAGUGAAUGAAAUCAAACGUGGCUUGGCUAAGGGAACAGAUCUUGCAAUUUCUCGUUUGGUGAAAGAGCUCCAAUUUGUGAUGCAAGAAGUUGCACAAACUCAUCCACCAACAUCAUCAUCACUCGGUUUCCCUAGGACCAACGAGUUGGGCUCCAUUGAUUUCUUCUUAGAAAAUCUCAAGGAAGUAGCAACGUCUGAGGCUGGUUCAAUUUCUUUCCCAAAGGAUCAAAUCCAAAGAGUCCAAGAAGAUGUUAUAUUUUUAAGAUCUAUCCUAUGGAGAAUUAUGAAGCAGCGCAAACAGAACGUAAAAUUACAAGCUCUUUGGAAUGGUGUUAUGGAGGUGGCCCACAAGGCAGAGUUAGUCAUCGACUCCAUUGCGCUUGGGGAUAGACUUGAAUGUUUGGAUGUCAUUGCAGGAGAUAUCAAGCAUAUGAAGACCGAGGCUCUUAAAAUCUCUCACAGCAUCAGGAGUGACAACGAAGCUCAGGGAGUUACAAACAAAUCUAUUCACUUGGAAUCACAAUUCAGUGCGCCAGCACUGAAUGAAGUUCUGGUGGGCCUUGAUAAAGAGGCAAAGACAAUUACAGAUAAACUUAUUAGGGGUUCAAAGCAGCUGGAUAUUGUUUCAAUUGUUGGUAUGGCUGGAAUCGGUAAGACAACAUUAGCCAACACAGUUUACCAUCACCGUUCAAUUUUAGGCCACUUCCAUAUUCGUGCUUGGUGUACUGUUUCUCAAGUAUAUAGCAAGCACAAUUUGUUAGUUCAGAUUUUAUCUGGUAUUGGUAGUGGGAGUCCUGACCAAUAUCUGAAGGAGGACGAAAAUGAUUUGGCUAGAAUGUUGUACCAGGCUUUGAAGAGGAAUACGUAUCUCAUCAUUUUGGAUGAUGUGUGGGACAUUGAGCCAUGGAAUUUGUUGAAAUUAUCAUUUCCAGAUGAUGCCUGUGGAAGCAGGCUUCUCUUCACCAGUAGGUUUCAAAAUUUGUCUUUGCAAUUUAAACCUGAUAGCGAGCCUUACCAUCUCUGCCAUCGUAGCAAUAAGGAGUGUCUUGAAUUGCUUCACAUGAAGAUUGGCAAAGAAAAUUGUCCUCCAGCGCUAAUCAAAAUUUUAAUGCAAGUGGCAAAUAAGUGCAAGGGGCUCCCUCACACAGUUGUCAUUUUUGCUGGAAUUCUUUCCAGAAUGGAGCCAGAUUGCUGGCAAGAAUUUGCAAACAGCCUUAGUUCUAGCACUUCGAUUAAGACUGAACCAUUGGAGCUGAGUUACAUUCAUUUACCCGAAUAUUUGAAGCCAUGCCUUCUUUACUUCGGUGCAUUUCGAGAAGACCAAGACAUUCCUGUCCGAAAGUUGUCAUGGCUUUGGAUCUCUGAAGGAUUUGUCCAAAAGACAGAAGGGAAGAGCUUAGAGGACGUGGCAGAAGACUACAUGAAGGAUUUGAUUGGUAGAAGUUUAGUAACGGUUACCAAACAAAGAACUCUAGUUGGUGCCAAGGCUUGCCGACUUCAUGAUUUGGUACAUGAGUUUUGUGUGACAAAGGCCAAAGAAGAAAGUUUCUUUCAGAUUUUACAUGGGGGUAAUGACCCUUCUACUUCUACGACGCCCUGCCCCCACCGAAUGUUUAUCCACUUGACCAACGGAGAGGAGCUUGAGAAGUCAAGGCUAUUCAUUCCCAAAUUACGUUGCUUGCUCCUCUUUCGUUAUGCUCGUUGGAAUUUAAUAGAGCUCCGUGAUGGUUCCCUUUGGUUUCCGAUAUUAAAACUUCUUAGAGUUUUAGAUAUUGGGGAACUACGUUUUGAUGGCAGUUUUCCAAUGGAAUUAUUGUUGCUUGUUCACUUAAGAUACUUGGCAAUUAAUUUGUUUAUGGAGUCCAUCCCCUCUGCAAUAGACAACCUCUUAAGACUACAGACAUUUCUUGUAAAAGGAGGUAUUGGUGCUAUUGCCCUGCCAAAUACUAUCUGGAAAGUCAAGACAUUGAGACAUCUAAGGAUAACAGAGUCCUCGCUGCGUGGUUUUAGUUUACCCACUGGUGACAUUGAAGACUCCCAGGCUCUAGAUCAUUUAGACACUUUUAGCCUUGCAAUUGACUGCUCUGGUGAAAGUCUGGAAAAGAUACUGAAAAAGUUACCAAGCAUCCGCAGACUAAAAUGCGUGGGAGGAAAAUAUCCUGGAGAUCCUAGUGGGAUUCUCAAGCUGGGCAGUUUGAGACGACUAGAAUCACUUAAGCUACAUUAUUUUUUCUACUGCAAGUUUGAAUUCCCAAUGAAUUUGAAAAAGCUCACUCUCUCAGACAAUGGUCAGCCAUGGAGUGAAAUUUCAACAAUUGGAAAGCUGCCCAAUCUUGAAGUGCUUAAAUUAGGCUACAGAUCCUUCGAGGGUGAAACUUGGGAAAUGCAGGAAGGGGAGUUCUCUAAACUCCGAUUCUUGAAAUUGUCAAACUUGAAUCUUCGCAGUUGGACUGCCAAUUCUGAUAGUUUUCCUCAUCUUGAGAAAUUGGUUUUGUUUCAAUGUCGACAGCUGGAAGAGGUCCCUUCCUGUUUUGGGGAAAGUUCUACCAUUGAAAUGAUUGAGGUGCAAUUUGGUCGCAAGUCUCUUGUAAGUUCUGUAGAAAAAAUUCAGCAAGAACAGAAGGACGCGGGAAACGAGGAUCUAAAGAUCGUUGUUGGAGCCACGUUGGAUAAAGAGCUAAGAUCGGAACGUGAGAGGGAGGAGUUCCUCUGA
This is a messenger RNA of Coffea arabica (coffee), 3501 nucleotides long. RefSeq names its product putative late blight resistance protein homolog R1A-3. Gene Ontology annotation, biological process: defense response to other organism. Gene Ontology annotation, molecular function: ADP binding. Lineage: Eukaryota; Viridiplantae; Streptophyta; Magnoliopsida; Gentianales; Rubiaceae. The record is from RefSeq and is a predicted model, not a curated record.